AUGUCCCCCGAAACCAACAACAUCAGCAGGACCGAUUCCAGAGCAUCUUCAACACGCUCCUCCAUCUUUGCUCGCGCGUCCGGAUUCGUCCUGGGUUCCUCCUCACGACGCAAUCCGCACACAUCCACUGGAGCUCAACCCAAACCGUCCUCGUCUACUCCGACACCGAGUCCAAAGAUGUCAUCUAACAAUGGCACCUUCGCCGACGACUUCAACAGCCAGCCCGGGUCCAGCAGUGCUGCCGGGCCACGCAAGUUCGACCACAUCUUCCCCGCUCCCGACCCGAGCGUCCAAUUGACGCAGCCAGCGCCGCUCUCGAAUUCGCAACAGGACAAGUACGAUCAGAUGCUCCAACACUUCAAAUCUACCACUGAGUACCCCACCAGUCUCAAGUCCAACGCCGACAAGAAGCCGCUGGAUGAAGUCGAGAUCAUGCGCAACCUGUCGCGCGAGUCGAUGAUUCGAUACCUUCGUGCGACCAAGUGGGAUGUGGCGGCGGCCCAGAAGCGUCUCACCGACACCAUCGCCUGGAGGCGCGAGUACGGCGUCGACACCUUCAAAGCCGAAGACCUCGAACCGGAAGCCAUGACGGGCAAAGAGACCAUCCUCGGCUACGACAACAAGGGUCGACCACUUCACUACAUGCACCCUUCCCGCAACACGACCGAGGAGACUCCUCGUCAGAUGCAGUUUGCCGUGUGGAUCCUCGAACGCGCCAUCGACCUCAUGCCGCCCGGAGUGGAGAUGCUGGCGCUUCUCAUCAAUUUCGGCGGCCGCAAGCGCAACCCGACCUCGAUCAGCAACGCCAAGCUGAUGCUCUACAUCCUUCAGAACCACUACGUCGAGCGCCUCGGCAUUGCGCUGUGCAUCAACGUGCCAUGGAUCUUCAAGGCGUUCUGGAACGCCAUCUAUCCGUUCAUUGACCCGGUGACCAAGGGCAAGUGCAAGUUCGACGAGGCGAUCAAGGAUGAGGUGCCCAACGCGCAGCUCGCCUCGGAUUUCGGGGGUCUGCUCGACUUCCCCUACGAACACGACACGUACUGGCCGCAGCUGGUCGAGCUCACCAACCGACGACGCGAGGAGCAGAUGGAGCGCUUCCGUACGCUGUGCAAUUCGGAGAUCGGGGCGAGCGAGUGGGUGAUCCGUGGCGGUGAUGAGCUGGGUCGAAGCACGAAACCCGAGAAGCAAGAUUCGGGCUUCGUAGAAGCCGGCUCUCCCGAAGCGGAACGCGCGGCUGCCAAGGAGAAGCCUUCGCCGCUGUACAUCUCCCCACCCGGCGAAAGCGCGCCCGAACCGGUCGAGCAGUUCUACACAUCGACCAACGAGCUGCCGCCCACGAUCGCCAACUCGCCCCCCUCCGACUCGGGGACCACCGUGGUGCACGACGAGUACCACCCGUCGCCCGCCGACGUGGUCGAUCUGCAAGCUUCCAUCCCCGUCGUAUCGGGCACGAUGAACAAGAACAAGCACGGCGACGCCAACCUCUUUGCCGCCGUCGUAGGCGGGAUCGGCGCCAGUCUCGGUCACAAAGAUGCACACAACGCGGCGGAUGAGGCGGGCAAGCACGCCGACAAGGAGAGUCGCGGCCACGAAAAGCACCCCGCCCUGAAGCAGAUCAAGGCCGUGUUCCACAGGAAGUCGGAGGACAAGUCGCGACCGGCUGUGUCGGCAAAGUAG
Messenger RNA from Kalmanozyma brasiliensis GHG001, 1677 nucleotides. RefSeq names its product CRAL/TRIO, N-terminal domain protein. Lineage: Eukaryota; Fungi; Basidiomycota; Ustilaginomycetes; Ustilaginales. The record is from RefSeq and is a predicted model, not a curated record. The coding region runs from base 1 to 1677 and encodes 558 amino acids. Gene Ontology annotation, molecular function: phosphatidylinositol transfer activity. The transcript has a single exon.